CUGGAUUCCACAACACGUAUCGUUUAGCGCAGAAGUUAGUCUAUAUAUUGUACCUACCUAUUUAUUUCUGUGCUCUUUGACGGGAAUAAAAACGAACAAUAACAUUGUAGUUGUCAUGAGAGUCACAAAAUAAUGUCAACCUCUUGUAAAGAACAAAAAGCUCAAAUUAACUGUGGCGUUGGUGGUACGAUGCAGAGAAAUGCGGCAGUGUUGACCGUUGUAUGUAUAAUGAUGUGCCUCACCUUCAACUACACGUUUCCUCUUCAUCGAAAGACAUCGCGGGAACCGGACAGGAAUCAGGACCUUUACUACGCCAACGCAUCAAUAUCGCCAACCGAUAACCAUGAAUUUAACAUACCUACGCAUCGUGAUACCAUCGCCGAUCGCAGCAAAAAAAUGGCAUCGAAUUUCGAAAAUGCUCUAAGACGAAUUAAAGAUUCAACCCAAGACCUAGGCAGAAAUAUUUAUGACCAUAUGAGCAGUGGUUUCCGACCCCAAAAGAAUAUCCUAAAUGAAGAAGAUCUUCGACAUUACGAGCAGAUGGUCAUUAUGAAAAAAUAUCCGUAUUUGGACCUAAAGGAAUUGGACACAAAGUACAGCCCUUCAAAAAAUACUAGACAAAGCCUAAAAUUUGAACAAAGCGCAAAUAUAGAAAUUGACCCUGGAAUAUGGGAGCCGUUAGAAGAAGGGCCAAACGUAGAGAUCACCAACAGAGGUCUUACGGGGUUCGCCAUACCGCCUGAGCUCUCCAGGCAUGUGAGCAUGCUUGAAACUAAAACCAAAUUAAAUUACUUAAACCCCAACGACAAACCAGAUGAUGUUUCAAAAAUAUCAAAGAAAUCUUCAAAGAAGGAGAUACUCGGAAGUCUCAAAGACGAUAUAAAAGAAUAUGUAGAAAAAAAGAGUAAUAAACUUGAGUAA
Messenger RNA from Pectinophora gossypiella (pink bollworm), 921 nucleotides. RefSeq lists its product as uncharacterized. The coding region runs from base 133 to 921 and encodes 262 amino acids. Lineage: Eukaryota; Metazoa; Arthropoda; Insecta; Lepidoptera; Gelechiidae. The transcript is spliced from 3 exons. The record is from RefSeq and is a predicted model, not a curated record.